This is a messenger RNA of Zingiber officinale, 3259 nucleotides long. RefSeq names its product receptor-like protein EIX2. Lineage: Eukaryota; Viridiplantae; Streptophyta; Magnoliopsida; Zingiberales; Zingiberaceae. Gene Ontology annotation, molecular function: protein binding. The coding region runs from base 44 to 3061 and encodes 1005 amino acids. The transcript has 2 exons. The record is from RefSeq and is a predicted model, not a curated record.
UUGGCCAUUGGCAUUCCAUUUCUGCAAACCAACACUGAAGAUUAUGGCAGAGGCCUGGAGAAGCAGACUCCGUUUCCGUGAGCCAUGGCUACUGCACCACCCCCACCACUGCUACAAUCUUUAUCUUCUCAGGCUCUGCUGGCUCAUCAUCCUGGCCUUCUUUUUUAUGGAGGUAGCUGGAGUAGAAGGGAGAAUGAGCAGCAAGGGAUGCUUGCAGAGGGAGAGGGAUGCUCUCUUGCUUUUCAAAUCCGCCAUCAAAGAUCCUUCCGCCCGCUUGUCUUCAUGGCAUGCCCAAGUAGACUGCUGCGCAUGGAAUGGCGUGGUCUGCCGCAACAGAACAGGCAGCGUUCAAGUGGCCGAGCUCAACCUUGGAAAUCCAACUGGUUACCAAGAAGAGACGGCUUUGAGGGGUGAGCCGCUGCAUCCUUCAUUAUUGUCUUUAACUCACUUGCAAAGGUUAGAUCUGAGUUACAAUGACUUUGAGGGCACCCAAAUUCCACCUCUCGUCGGUUCUCUUCAUAAACUCAGGUAUCUUAAUCUUUCUCUGUCCCACAUCGGUGGAACCAUUCCCCCUCAUCUUGGAAACUUAACUAAUCUUCGACAUCUUGAUCUUUCUGGCUCCGAGUUCAGUGGAACCAUUCCCCCUCAUCUCGGAAACUUAACUAAUCUUCUUUAUCUUGAUCUGUCACUUAAUUAUUAUGUUGAAGGUGGCCACAGCCUAGACUGGCUCUCUAACCUUUCUUCUUUGAUUUAUCUGGGCAUGUCCUAUAUGAAUCUCAGCAUUGCUUCCCAUAAUUUGAUAUCUGCAGUCAACAUGUUACCUUCCCUACAACAAUUAAAUGUAGCUGGUUCUGGAAUUAAUAAUAUCCCUCUUUCUCUUAGUUUCCAUCUCAACCUCACUUUUCUCACGACACUUGAUCUUAGUCAAAACUUCUUCAAUUCUUCUUUUCCUAACUGGUUGUGGAAUCUCACAAGCCUCUCGUCUCUUGGACUUGAGGACUGUGGAAUUCAAGGAACGUUGCCUAUUGAAAUUAGCAACUUAAUUAGCCUCACACUUCUUGAUCUUUCUUCGAAUUUGCUCUCUGGUCCCCUACCUGAUACGUUAUGGAAAUUGAAACAUCUAACAGACCUCGGCCUGAGCUUUAAUUUCCUUGGAAAUUCUUUACCAAUGGGGAUUAUGAAUCUAUCAAGCUUAUCGAGACUGUACCUUGAUAAUUGUUCGCUAAUUGGUCCAAUACCCAGUGAAUUAGGAAAUUUAACAACUUUAAAUGAAUUAUCUCUUGAAUCUAAUUUACUUUCUGGAUUAAUACCACAUGAGAUUGGGAAACUAGUCAACUUAGAGUAUCUUGACCUCUCUAUUAAUUCCUUUGAGGGUGAUAUUACUGAGUUUCACCUUUCCAACCUAACCAAACUAAACACCUUGUCCUUGUCUGGUAUUACCAUUGCAAUAGACCACAAUUGGAACCCUCCUUUUCAAUUACAAGUCAUUGGACUUGGUUCUUGUAAAUUAGGUCCUAGAUUACCUACAUGGCUUCAUUCGCAAAAGUCCAUCGUGGCUAUUCAUUUGCACAAUACAAGUAUAGAGGACAACUUACCUGAAUGGUUUUGGAACUCUCUUUCUAUCGUUAAAUUUUUAGAUCUCUCCAAUAAUAAAAUUAAUGGUACUUUGCCAUCAUCCUUGGAGAAUUUAACUGAACUAGUUAGCCUUUAUCUUGGUUCAAAUUUACUUGAAGGUCCAAUUCCUCAUCUUCCACCCAACAUUCAAUUUCUAGACCUUUCUCUUAAUGCUUUUUCAGGACCACUAUCACCAACUUUAUUCACACCAAAUUUAUAUAGUUUGUUACUCUCACAUAACCAUAUUAUUGGAAGCAUACCAUCCAAUGUAUGCAAUUGUCAUAGUCUUGAACGCCUCGACUUAUCAAACAACAAAUUUUCUGGAGAAAUUCCUCAAUGUUGGCAAGAGGGAACACGUCUUCAAGUUAUUCUUUUGGCAAGCAACAUGUUCUUCGGAGAAAUUCCAAGCUCUCUUGGCAACUUGAUGGAACUAGUGUUUUUGCACUUGAAUAAUAAUAGUCUGAUAGGGCAUCUUCCAUCCUCACUGCAAAAUUGUAAACAGUUAGUGAUUGUUGAUUUCGGUGAUAACAAUUUCUCUGGAAAAAUACCUUUAUGGAUUGGGCAAAGUUGGCAGCAGUUACGCAUUCUUCGAUUGAGCUCAAAUAUGUUUCAUGGCAAUAUUGAUCCACAACUUGGGCAUUUGAGGUAUCUACAAAUCAUCGACCUUGCAAAUAACACAUUAUCAGGGUCAAUACCACAUUCGUUUGGAAAUUUGAGUACAAUGAUUUCGACAUCAGCAAAACAACUUCCGAAUCCGGCCAAUAUUUCAUUGAUAUUUAUAGAAGAUCCUGCUUACGAGGAAAUGGAGAGCAUAACUUUAGUUACAAAAGGAGACAAACUUACCUUUUCAUCGAUUUUGUAUCUUGUGAAGAGCAUAGACCUUUCAAAUAAUGAUUUGACGGAUGAGAUUCCUGAAGAAUUAGGACAACUUGUUGAACUCAACACUUUGAAUUUAUCAAGAAAUCACUUCAAAGGCAAAAUUCCCGAUAGUAUUGGUAGAAUGAGUUCUUUGGAAACUUUAGAUUUAUCCUUCAAUAAUUUAUCAGGUGAUAUUCCUCAAGGCUUGUCACAACUAAAUGCUCUGAAUCAUUUGAAUUUGUCUUAUAACAACCUAUCUGGAAACAUUCCCUCCGGGAAUCAGCUUCAAACGUUAGAUGAUGCAUCCAUUUAUAUUGGUAAUCUUUAUCUUUGUGGAGACUUGAUAAAUAAGAGUUGCUUUCAUGAGAACAAAACCAAUGCGACAAGCGAGGAGCAUGCAAUGUUAUCGUCAAUGUUAUCAAUCUAUCUAAGUAGUACACUUGGAUAUUUUGUUGGAUUGUGGAGUGUGUUUAUCCUUUUACUAUUUAUCAAAAAAUGGAGGUACUCUUAUUUUAAAAAGGUCGUUGGCAUUGUUGAUAAAAUUUAUGUGGCGACCAAGAUAAGAUUGAAUAGAACAGUGAAUGGUUAGUUGUUUUUAGAAAAAAUAAAGUUUACGAUGAAUGUAAUUAUAAGAAGCUUCCAUACUAGAAUUGUGAGCUUUUAUUGUAAGUGUACUUUUAGUAACCAUAUUCUUGUGAUAUUUUGCAAAUGAAACAAUAUUACGAUUGUGCUUUUAGUGUAAUCUAUGACACAAAGAAUGCAGUUAUUUUAUUUCAUUUUAUGAAAA